Messenger RNA from Aspergillus saccharolyticus JOP 1030-1, 1242 nucleotides. RefSeq names its product putative lipase 8 precursor. Gene Ontology annotation, molecular function: triacylglycerol lipase activity. NCBI's taxonomy places the organism in Eukaryota, Fungi, Ascomycota, Eurotiomycetes, Eurotiales, Aspergillaceae. The coding region runs from base 1 to 1242 and encodes 413 amino acids. The record is from RefSeq and is a predicted model, not a curated record. The transcript has a single exon. Gene Ontology annotation, biological process: lipid catabolic process.
AUGUUCCCCUCCGCUGGGGCCAUCAGCCAACCCCGUGCCUUUGAAAUACCGCUGGCGCCACAUCGCGAUUCAUUCUACACCCCUGACGAUGACGGCUGGCUAUCGCAACCUCCGGGGUCUAUCCUCAAAUCACGGCAAGUGACGAUCGGUUCAGCCCUGACUCCCCCACCCGGUCUUGCUUCAGCACACCAGCUGCUCUACCGCACCACCGAUGUCCACGAAUCGCCCAGCUACGCAGUGACAACCAUCAUGAUCCCAUUCGGUGCCAAACUGGAUCGCUUUCUCGUCUUCCUGACGGGAUACGAUUCGGUUUUGAAUGACUGCUCACCGUCCUACGGGCUUCAACUCGGCGCCUCGACCAAUGCAAGCGAAUCGGUCGUCGAGAUGCAAGUUGCGAUGCUGUACUACAUUAGGAAGGGAAUUCCUCUUGUCGUACCCGAUUUUCUCCAACACACCGCCGCAUUUAUAGUCAACCCGAACGCGGCAUAUGCCGUGCUAGACUCCAUGCGUGCCGUGCUCCGCUCGACGCACAUCACGGGCUUAUCGGACACUGCAACCAUCGCCAUGCAAGGAUAUUCGCAGGGAGGCGCGGCGGCGGAAUGGGCAGGAGAGUUUCACCGUGCAUACGCACCAGAGGUCCAGAUCGCUGGGGCAGCCAUCGGGGGGUUGCCAACCAAUAUAUCUAAGGCCUUCCUUGCCGCCGAGAAAAACAUCUAUGCAGGAAUCGCCGCUGGAAUGAGUGCCGGGCUCAGCAAUAUCUUCCCCGCCUUUGCCGCUUAUGUUGACCAACAUCUCCUACCGGAGUAUAAGCCGCUGUAUGAGAUUGUGUAUAAAGAAUGUAUUGUUGACUUUUAUAAGCCAGUGUACGGAUUCCUUUCCCGGCUCUUUCUUCAAAAUAUAACAUCAUGGUACGACAACGGUCAAGGCAUUAUCAGUGAUAACUUGGAGUUGUUGGAUGAGAUCGGCACGGCAGGACUACAUGGCAUCCCGGACUUUCCCAUGUUCAUGUGGAAGGGCACGGCGGAUGAGAUAGCGGUGAAUAUCGAGGAUCACGAUGCAUUGGUGCAGAAGUAUUGCGAUGCGGGCGUCUCGAUUCAAUAUCUGCGGAUUGUCAAGGGGCUUCACGGGACUUCUGGUCUCCCAGGCCAGCCCGGGGCUCGAGAGUUCAUUAUGAACGUCUUCGAGGGAGACACCCCCACAGAAUGCACCACGGAGGAUAAAUUUGGGUUGAUAGAGACGUGA